Messenger RNA from Octodon degus (degu), 2283 nucleotides. RefSeq names its product tRNA aspartic acid methyltransferase 1 (gene Trdmt1). The record is from RefSeq and is a predicted model, not a curated record. The transcript is spliced from 11 exons. Gene Ontology annotation, molecular function: methyltransferase activity. NCBI's taxonomy places the organism in Eukaryota, Metazoa, Chordata, Mammalia, Rodentia, Octodontidae. Bases 29 to 1201 code for a protein of 390 amino acids.
GCCUAGCCCGGGCUCCGGCGGCGAAGGCAUGGCGCCGUUGAGGGUCCUGGAGUUGUACAGCGGCAUCGGCGGCAUGCACCACGCGCUGAGAGAAAGCUGUAUACCUGCACAGGUGGUGGCCGCCAUUGAUGUAAACACUGUUGCUAAUGAGGUAUACAAGUAUAAUUUUCCUCACACACCAUUACUGGCCAAGACAAUCGAAGGCAUUACACUGGAAGAGUUUGACAAAUUGUCUUUCAAUAUGAUUUUAAUGAGCCCUCCAUGUCAGCCAUUUACAAGAAUUGGCCUACAGGGUGAUAUGACUGAUCGAAGAACAAAUAGCUUCUUACAUGUUCUAGAUAUUCUCCCGAGAUUACAAAAAUUACCGAAGUAUAUUCUUUUAGAAAAUGUUAAAGGUUUUGAAAUAUCUUCUACAAGAGACCUGUUGAUAGAAACAAUAGAAAAUUGUGGCUUUCAGUAUCAAGAAUUUCUAUUAUCUCCAACUGCUCUGGGCAUCCCCAACUCACGGCUCCGGUACUUCCUCAUCGCAAGGCUUCAGUCAGAGCCGUUACCCUUCCAUGCCCCAGGCCAGGUACUGAUGGAUUUUCCCAAAAUUGAAUCUGAACAGCCACAAAAACAUUCAAUAGGUGCAGAAAAUAGAAGUGAUGUAAAGCAAAUUGAACCCAAUACUUGUUUUGAUAGCCCACAGUGCUCUGCCAAAGGUACCAUCCUUUUUAAGCUUGAAACAGCAGAAGAAAUUGACAGAAAAUACCAACAGGACAAUGAUCUGUCUGUGAAAAUGCUGAAAGAUUUUCUUGAAGAAGAAAUUGACAUGAAUCAGUACUUUUUACCACCUAAGUCACUGCUGCGAUAUGCUUUUUUAUUAGAUAUUGUUAAACCCGCCUGCAGAAGGUCCACGUGCUUCACCAAAGGUUAUGGAAGUUACGUGGAAGGGACAGGAUCCGUGUUACAGACUGCAGAGGAUGUACAGAUUGAGACUAUCUACAAAUCCCUUACCAGUUUGCCAGAAGAAGAACAGAUAACAAAGUUGUCAAUGCUUAAACUUCGAUAUUUCACUCCUAAAGAAAUAGCAAAUCUCCUUGGAUUUCCUCCAGAGUUCGGAUUUCCAAAGAAGAUAACCACGAAGCAGUGUUACCGUCUGCUUGGAAAUAGUCUCAAUGUUCAUGUAGUAGCUAAACUAAUCAAAAUCCUGUAUGAAUAAUUUUGAAAUAACUCUGAAAGACGGUUGUGGUAUUCCUUCAUCGCAGAUAAUAAUUCUGAAAUUCUAUUUUGAAUUAACUCUAAUGAAAUCAAAAUAAAGUAUUUUAAUCUCUAAUAAGAAAGUUAGAUAUUAUUCCCAAUUUGCCAAUUGGUUUUAAUAAAUUUAUAUUUCUGUAUUUUUUAUAAAAUGAAAGUUAUUGUUUUUGUCUUAUAGGUAAUAUAUUUUCAUAUGAAACUUGAAUAAGUGUAAAAUACUAUCUUUAUGUGGAAUAUGGUAGAAACAAAUUUAAGAACAUUCAAAUAUUAAUGUCUAUGUGAAUAUUUUAUAAAGUAUCAUACUGUAACAGUGAACCUUUGAAAUAUGUAGUGUAUUUUUAUAUGUUAAUUUAAGAAGUCUUUGGAAUCUUAACAUUUUAUUUUUUGUUAUAUAAUUACACUUAUAAUGCUUUUUUAUUUUAGCCUGUUUCAAAUAAUACUGUUUUACUUAGUCCUUUAAGUGUGACUUAAUCCAAACAAAUGCAUGUAACAUUUUAAAUCAAUUGUCAUGUAACAUACAACAGUCUAAAGAAUAUAUCAGAAAAAUACUCCUGAAUUCUUGAUUAUCUCUCCAAUGGUGGCCUUAGGAAAUGUAGGUGUGUUCUAUACUCAUCUUUUCUUCAGGUCCCAUUUGAAGGUUUCAAACUUACUGCCCCCUCUUCAUCUGCAUGUACUUUGCUGUUAUCAGACCUUGUUUUUGCUUCCUUUUUCUGAUUUUGAGUUACAUUUUCCACUACAUCCUAAGGAAUGUGAGUGUCAUUUAGAUUUUAGGAAGGAAAUGAUCUUCUGACCCCACUCUAUAUGGUGCUGAUUUCUACUCUAUAUCCAAUUCUUUUCACUAUAGUAACAUAUGCCAAGAACUUUUGUAAUGUUUAACUUUCUCCAUCUCUCCUUGUCAAAAGACCAAAAAACUUUUCUUUCUGGUUUUUUGAAAUGAGGUCUAACUAUGUAGUUCAGGUUGACUUUGAACUCAUUAUGUUGAACUUGAUCCUCCUGCAAUGUAAAUGUAGAUUAUAUGACCCAGCAAUUCUACUUCUGGGUAUAUAC